AUGAAUAGUUCAUUAUUUAGCCUACCUUUCGGUAGAAAUUAUUCGAAAGGAAAUGAUGCAGUUGUGGGCCCAGGAAAUAAUGAAAGAAGUUGUGGUGAAGAAGAUGAAGUGGCAGCAUUGCCAAAUUUCAAUGAAUUUCUAAGAGAUACUUUCGUCUCGAAACCUUUCGAAAGUAGAGACGAAACAUGUAAUUCAACAAGGAAAAGUACAUUUACAUGGGGAAAUAGUUUCGAAUAUUGGGAGAAGAAACAAAUGUCACAACCAUACUUUACGAGUAGUGUCUCUACAUCUCCAAAGGGACAUGACAAGAUACCUUUUCACUCUGCAAUUCGAGACGAAAUGGGACGAACCAUGGAUGGCCUUAUCGAAAAACUAUACGAAAGAAUUCAAAAACUUGAAAGUGAUGUCAAGAAACAAGACAGCACAAUUUCCAUUCUCGAGAAUGAAAACCAGAAAAUGAAAGAAAAGAAGAGAAAGCAUGAUGAAAUUCUAAAGAAACGAGACGAAACUCUAGAUUUCACCGAAACCAAACGAAAGGAUAGAAAGCUCUUCCUCGUGAUUGAUGAAUUUGAGAAGAGUCAACAAAAAGCCAACAAUCAAGUCAAAAACCUUGAAAAUUACACAGUUGACUGGAAUGGAGAACAAUUCGUCUUGAUCGAUGCGUUCAGUAACAAAUCAGAUAUUGUAAACUAUUAUUAUCCACUCUACCAAUCGAAUAAUCCAGAUAAGGUUUCGAAAAUGGUAUUAGAAAGAGAGGAAUAUAAGAAACUGUUUAGUACGAAUCCACAUGUUAAAGAAAGUGAGAGAAAGAGAGCUUGGAGAAUAACCAUAUUUUCUAUUGAAUUUUAUGAGUUUGUGAAACGUCAAAAUAAAUGA
Molecule: messenger RNA, 876 nt
Organism: Naegleria gruberi
Lineage: Eukaryota; Heterolobosea; Eutetramitea; Acrasida; Naegleriidae
Exons: 1
Coding region: 1-876 (291 amino acids)
Source: RefSeq, a predicted model, not a curated record